UAGACAAGUCAAUUGUGCAUAGCUCAUCUCAACUUUGAGCUUCUCUUUGAGAUUCCUUUCUGCCAUUUUACCUUAUCCAUUGUCUCUUCCCAUUAAAAACUGCAUACGGCAUUUCUUCUCACAGAAGAAGAUCAUGGUGUCUUUUCUUAGACUCAUUAUAUCAGAUAUACUAUCAAACUGAACCACAUUAGAGCCUACUAGUGUUAUUUUCUUGCCAUGCUUUAGAGUUUAAGCUGCUUUUGUAAUAUUUACAGACCUUAAGUCAAUGUUGUUAUGAUCUGUGCCAAGUUUUGAGUAUGUUGUUAAAGCAACUAUCAUUCACCUAAAUUUUGUAAAUUUGUUUGCAGAGAUUUUUGAGAAUGUUAUUUUUCUGUUAUGAAGAGUUGAUGAUUAUUUAUUAGAGCACUUGAAUGCAUGCCACAAUGCCGAAAGGACGUCCAUUCAUUUUUUAUUUCAAUGAAGUUGUAUUACAGGUGACCCUAAUUGCUCAAGGGGAUGUUCCACUAUCUAUUGUAAUGACAAUGUGCACUACACUUGGAGCUGUACUUCUCACUCCUCUUUUGACAAAAAUCCUGGCAGGAACAUAUGUUCCGAUCGAUGCUGUUAAACUUUCCAUCAGCACCUUGCAGGUGGUCGUUGCUCCAGUUCUACUAGGUUCAUAUAUGCAGAGCACAUUUCCUUAUGCAGCGAAGGUUUUGACACCUUUCGCCCCAUUAUUUGCUGUUUUAGCUUCAUCAUUGCUAGCAUGCAGUGUAUUCACUGAAAACGUGGUUCGUCUCAAAUCCUCAGUGGUAGCUGCUUCAUUGGCAUCUGAUCUAUCUCCAAUUUCCAGCAUUCAGUCAAUAUUGUCUGGAGAGCUAGGAGUUGUAAUGCUCUCUGUAGUGCUGUUGCAUUUUACCGGUUUCUUUGUGGGGUAUCUCGCUGCAGCUGCGGGCGGAUUCAAAGAACAGCAAAGACGAGUGAUAUCAAUCGAGCUCAUUCUCGAUCAUUCUCUCUUGGUUAACAGAGAGAGAAAACUGUUAGAAUCUAUUGUGUUGGAAAUCCAAAGGACGUUGAUGGAAUCAAACGGUGAUGGUCGACAUGCAAAAUUCUUCCUUGGGUGUGGUUUUAGCAACCGCUCAUUUCACUUCAUUAAUGGUUGCGUUGCCCCUAGCCUUGUCUGCGGUGAUUAUGAACAUCAUGGACAGCUGUUUGGGAUUCAUUUGGAGAUAUAUUGAUCCUUUUGAUUCAAACGGUAGUCCUAAAAUUGUUGAAAAGUGAGUAUAAAUCAUGUAAUUGU
Pistacia vera is the source of this 1279-nucleotide messenger RNA. Its product is annotated as probable sodium/metabolite cotransporter BASS2, chloroplastic. The transcript has 6 exons. The record is from RefSeq and is a predicted model, not a curated record. The coding region runs from base 411 to 1217 and encodes 268 amino acids. Gene Ontology annotation, cellular component: membrane. Lineage: Eukaryota; Viridiplantae; Streptophyta; Magnoliopsida; Sapindales; Anacardiaceae.